AUGGUUUGCUGCUGGGUCGAUGCUCCGGAUUCCGAAGCAUUUAAAUGCCAUCUCUCGCGGAUCAAAGAUUAUUUGUGGGUGGCUGAAGAUGGAAUGAAAAUGCAGGGAUACAAUGGAUCUCAGCUAUGGGAUGUGGCCUUAGCGGUCCAAGCAAUCUUGGCGACGAAUUUGGUUGAUGAAUAUGGCAUGAUGCUUAAGAGAGCCCAUAACUUCAUCAAGAACACUCAAAUAAGGUGCGAACAUCUGGGGUUGUGGUACCGACACCAGUCCAAGGGAGGAUGGGGUUUCUCCACUGCAAACAAUUCAUGGCCUGUCUCUGACUGUACUGCUGAAGCCUUGAAGGCGGCAUUGCUAUUGUCGCAGCUUCCCGUUAAUCUGGUUGGAGAAGCCAUGCCUGAUGAGCAUUUAUUUGAUGCUGUUGACUUUAUCUUAUCAUUACAGAACAAGAAUGGCGGAUUUGCGACCUACGAGCUUACUAGAUCAUAUCCUUGGCUAGAGGUGAUCAAUCCAUUAGACAGUUUUGGAGACAUCAUCAUAGAUUACCAAUACGUAGAAUGCACAUCGGCUGCAAUCCAAGGCCUCUUUCUAUUCACAAGGAUCAAUCUGAUCUAUAAGAGGAAAGAGAUACUGAGAUGCAUCAAGAAAGCAGUUGAGUUUAUUGAGCAAACACAGCUUCCUGAUGGUUCAUGGUACGGCUCGUGGGCAGUGUGUUUCACCUAUGCGACAUGGUUUGGGAUCAAAGGCUUGUUGGCUGGUGGUAAAACAUAUGAGACUAGUGUUUGUAUCAGAAAGGCUUGUGAUUUCUUACUCUCCAAGCAACUUCCUUGUAGUGGUUGGGGAGAGAGUUACCUCUCAUGCCAAAACAAAGUAUACACGAAUCUUCCAGGGAACAGAUCGCAUAUCGUGAACACAUCAUGGGCGGUUCUGGCUCUAAUUGAAGCAGGACAGGCUAGUAGAGACCCAAUGCCAUUGCACCGCGGGGCAAAAUCACUGAUUAAUUCACAGAUGGAAGAUGGAGACUACCCACAACAGGAGAUAAUGGGAGUUCUCAAUCGAAAUUGUAUGCUCAGUUUCUCGGCUUAUAGAAACGUAUUUCCCAUUUGGGCUCUCGGAGAAUACCGCAAUCUCAUACUAUCUUCAUCUGUAUUAUCAAACUAA
Arabis nemorensis is the source of this 1158-nucleotide messenger RNA. The record is from the annotation of a GenBank genome assembly. NCBI's taxonomy places the organism in Eukaryota, Viridiplantae, Streptophyta, Magnoliopsida, Brassicales, Brassicaceae.